ACGAUGGCACAUUGUUCACCUGGGGCUCAAAUUCCGAUGGCCAGCUUGGCCGGCCAACAUUGUCCGACAGCCAAAAUUCGAGCACCACUCCUGGCCCUGUGAGUCUUCCCGGUCGUGCUCUUCUUGUCAGUUUGGGUACUUAUCACGCGUUGUGUUUGGUACAGAAACUGGUACAUCGGAGGCCUGUUGCAAAGCUUCAAAAUGAGUCUCCGGCUGAUAAGGACUCUGUACUGGCCCUCUAUGCCUGGGGUCAAGGAGAAGCUGGCCGUCUAGGGGUGCUGCAAGGGCUUCAUCAAGAGAAACAGGAUAAAAAGCAACCUAAAUCAGCUUUGAGUAAUGAUACCUAUCCCGCAAUUCCCACUUCGGUAACCAAAGUUCCGAGUGUCGAGCCCCGUAAGUCACUAUAUAAUUAUUCGGCUGCAAUUCCAGCAUUUUACAGAUUUUUCUUGAAAGUGGCUAUUAUUCUGUGA
Protopolystoma xenopodis is the source of this 470-nucleotide messenger RNA. Lineage: Eukaryota; Metazoa; Platyhelminthes; Monogenea; Polystomatidea; Polystomatidae. The record is from the annotation of a GenBank genome assembly.